AUGGAAGGGGGAAGAUCUGUUAUUGUUGAGAUACUCGCUUCGGCAACCAGGGAUGUCCUGCCUGCGGGGUACAGCGCAAAGAGCACGAUUCAUGAGUAUGGCGGUGGCUCUUUUGCGAUACACCCGAACGGCAGUUUGAUCUUUACCAAUCAUCCAACAAAUGGUGUAUUCUUGCUUGAUCCGCGGUCUGGGAGAAUCCAGACGAUUGUAACUCCUGAUGAGUCUGAACGUUUCGCCAAUUUCCACAUCUAUCCUCCCACGCAAGAAUGGAUCCUUGCUGUCCAGGAGACGCAUAGAAAGGAUUCGCUGUCAAUCCCGGUGGUUACGAAUAGCAUUGUGGCUAUUCAUACAGCCACCGGCGAAGUAUACUCUGUUGUCCAGGGUGCGGAUUUCUACCAACACCCACAAUUCAGUCCGGACGGAAAGCAAGUCUGCUGGAUUCAGUGGGAUCACCCUGAUAUGCCAUGGACAGGCUCAGUUCUUCAUGUAGCCACAUGGGAAGCAGGAAAGUUAGUGAAUGACACUGUCAUAUCAGGCCAAGCAGGCGUCGAGAGUAUCUGCCAGCCUCGAUGGGGUCCAGACGGUACUCUGUUCUUUGUCAGCGACAAGACGGGUUACUGGCAGCUAUACCGGUUCAACGGCCGUGAAGCACAAUUAAUUGACCUGAAAGGGCUCGAGUCAGCUGAAUUUGGGAGCAGAGAACCGUGUCUGGGCAAGUAUGUUCGAUUCUAA
Penicillium lagena is the source of this 732-nucleotide messenger RNA. Its product is annotated as TolB family protein. The coding region runs from base 1 to 732 and encodes 243 amino acids. The transcript has a single exon. The record is from RefSeq and is a predicted model, not a curated record. Lineage: Eukaryota; Fungi; Ascomycota; Eurotiomycetes; Eurotiales; Aspergillaceae.